CGAACACUCCAACCUGCACAGAUACGCUAAUUUCUUAUUAUUCCUCAUCUAGAGGAGCUUUCAUACCUGCCCUCUUCAUCUUGACCUUUCCUUCUGGAUUCUUUGACCUGGAGCUCCAGGCAAACACACCUGAUCUUCCAAUGCAGAGAAAUUAUCCCUCUCCAAGGCAGUUUUUGUGUGAAUUCAGGGGUGAAGAGCCUUGAAACCUUUUUUGUUCAGCUCCAUGGCUGAAAGAAAACACAAAUUAAUCUCCAAACUCCUCCUCUCCCUCUCUCCUCUACUCCUCCAUUUCGGUCUCUUCACCCCUGCGUGUGUCUGCGGUCCUGCCCGGGCCCCCCUUCUUGCUGGUCAGCCAUUCCUGGUUCUGUGGGGGGUUCCGGAUAAAGACUGUUUAGGUCGGCCGGACCCAGCAGCAUUUGGGAUGGAGUGGGAAGGCCGUGUGGCAAUUUUUUAUGAGGAUACACUAGGACUCUACCCAUAUUUCACUGCACAUGAUUGUCCUGUCAAUGGUGGCCUACCGCAACACACCAGCCUUAACCAGCACCUCCAGAGGGUGGAGGGGGAUCUGACAGCCACACUACCACAGGCAGGAGCACCUGGGCUGGGGGUACUGCACUGGGAUGAGUGGGCACCUCAAUGGAGCAGGAACAGGGGCAGUAAAGCAAAGUACCUUGUGGAGUCAAAUGGACUUCUCAGAGGUUUUUUUUCUGACUGGAGUGUAGAAGAGUUGGAGAAAUGGGCUCAGGUUGACUUUGAAGCAGCAGCACAGUCCAUAAUGAUGGAGACACUGCGAGAGGUGAAGAGACUCCGCCCACAGAGAUUAUGGGGCAUGACCCCAUAUCCUAACUGCUAUAACUAUGACUCCACCCAGAUGGCAUUAGCCAAUUACACAGGACGAUGCCCUGCAGCAGAAAUGGCCCUUAAUAAUGAGCUGAUGUGGCUGUGGAAACGUAGUGGUGCCCUUUACCCAAUUCUCUCACUGGAGAAGCUGCAAGAAGGAACCAAAGGGUCAUGGCUUUAUGCAACCAAUCAGAUCAGAGAAGCAUUACGAGUGGCGGCUCUUGCAGGUACUACCUGUGAUCUUCCUGUGUUUCCCUUGAUCAAGAUUGUGUACGCCUCUACUGACGCCUUUCUCUCAGAGAUUGACCUGGUGAAUACUAUCGGAGAGAGUGUUGCUUUGGGUGCAUCUGGAGUCAUUAUAUGGGAAAAAUCUUUAGCAGUUAAAACACAGAAAUCCUGCUCAGAGUUUGGCUCGUACGUCCGUGAGGUUCUCGGCCCUUAUGCGGUCAAUGUGACCACUGCAGCACGUCUUUGUGGAGUUUCACUGUGUCAGGGACGUGGACGCUGUGUGCGUAAGAAACCAGAAGACCCCACUUACCUGCAUCUUCCUUCGGGCCACUUCCUGCUUCUGCCAAAUGGGGCGGAAGGUGUCCGGGCCACGGGAGAGCUUCCUGCUGCUUAUGUAGACAUCUGGAAGAAGGACUUCCGGUGCCAGUGGUUCGAGGCAUUGGAGGAUGCAGCUGCGGAUCAAGACUCAGGUGGUGUGGUGGUAAAUCGAAUGAAAAUAACAUCACCUACGGUAAAGACAGUAGUUGGGAUAAGCCAGAGUGAGAGUACAGUAGUUCCAUUGGUGCCAGUUCCAGUGAUGCCUACCAAGCAGACGAUAGACAGUGGAAGCUCUGCACCUCAUAUACUGGCCAUCCUUCUUUCCAUGCUGGUUCUUAUCAACUUCAUUAUGUUUGAUAUAUCGGGAGCUGGAGUAUAGUGGGAGAUUAUUUUGUCUCCCCAGUUGGCCUAGACUUUGGGUGAUGACUUGUUUGCUAAUUGCUAAUUUUUUUUUUUUUAAUUUCUCAAAGAAUGAGGCGACCUCAGAGACAAAGUUAAAUUCACAGUCUAAACAUGACUGAAAGAACUGAAUGAAGAUCUUGACCAGAACUUGAACGUGACUUGAAUGUUGUUUGGUUUUCAGAGCAAAAUGAAUUAGCAACCUUCUAUGAGGUAUUGUAUAAAACAAAUAGGCCCAGUCAAAACGCAGACUAGCUAAGUGCUGAAUACUUUUUUUUUACCGAUAAAUUGUACGAGAUUAUUUUGUAUGUAUGAGAUAAAAGAUUUGAGUCCGUUUUGAGAUGGCAACAUUAGAAGAAAAUAAUGCUUAAUGAAAUAACUGUCUUUAAAACUGUCUGUAUCAUCAACACAGAUAACAAUCUAUUAUUUAUAUAAUCAUGUGACGUAAGCAUGUGCAAUGUCAAACAUGUGUAAGCCAUCUGACAGAACAGUGAUAGCGCAUCCAUGUGAUUUAAUGAAUGCAGCUGGGCCGGGCUGUAACUCACCUCUGUCUGCAUAAACGAAUAUCUUAUCAAAUGUUUAAUCUCAUUUUAUCUGUUACAUUUUAGCAAAACAGAAACUAGUCAAGUUUACGCUUAAUCUAAGCAGCAUUAGAAGCCUAAUCUGAACAUAGUGAUCCUUCAUAAUAAACACUGAAAGUAAUUAAAACAUUCAGUGACAUUAUAUGAAUGACUCUUGGGCAAAUCUGGUUGUAUUUAAAUUACAAAAAUUAAACAAAUACCCACUGGCAGAUGAGAAAAAAAGAGAAAAUUAUAUUCAGGGUCCCCACACCUUUUGAUCAAUACAUUUCCAUAGCCUUCUGUGAACUUUUAUAGAAGCUGGCAUUAAACAUAUAUAAUUGCCUGCUUAUUAAAUAUCUUAAAGCUGAGCAUAACUAGAAAAAAAUAUCUUUACUACUGUAACGAUGCUGGCAAUGACAGGCAAAUGAUGACAAUGAAGUGAAGAACCCAGGUGCAGUUUAUUUGCAUGAAGCGUGAAAACCAAAAACGUGACUACAAAACAUAAACAUGAACUAAACUAGACUUGACAUGAAUUCCAAACGACGUUACAUAAACACAAUACCUGACAAUGGACAAUGGCAAUCAUGAGGCUUAAAUACAUGGACAAGGGAGAAACAUGACAAUGAUAACCAAUGACAAGACAGAACUGAUAACAAGGUAACAAGACAAUAAACCAAUGAAAGCAAGACACAUGAACAUGGAGGGAAACAUGCAAUCACAUGACCAGGGGACCACAUGACACGAAACAGGGAAUGACAUGACAUGGCAGGGAAACACGAAAUAACAUGACAUGGAACACAUGACUAUAAAACAGGAACUAAACUUCCAAAAUAAAAGACAUUAACACAAAACAUUAACAAAAACACAUAAAACCAUGACAUAUUCCCCCCAAAACGAAAACACAGAGUUCAAGAGGGAGCUGGGGGGGGGGUUACCGUGGUGAUUUGAUGUGGUUAACAUGGUACGGCAGGAUCCUGACUUGGCCGUGGUAGGCGUGGAUGCUGACUCGUUGGUUGUGGCAGACGUGAACACUGGACCGUGGAGCAGAGGCGGGCCUGGACUGUGGAGCAGAAGCGGGCCAGGACCGUGUAGCAGAGGCGGGCCAGGACCGUGGAGCAGAGGCUUGCUUGUGACAUGGCAUGGAGCAAUCUGGCUUGGCUGAGACAUGGCAUGGAGCAGACUGAAGCUUGGCUGUGACAUGGUGUGGAGCAGACUGAGGUUAGGCUGUGACAUGGCGUGAAGCAGACUGAGGUUAGGCUGUGACAUGGCGUGAAGCAGACUGAGGUUAGGCUGUGACAUGGCGUGAAGCAGACUGAGGUUAGGCUGUGACAUGGCGUGAAGCAGACUGAGGUUAGGCUGUGACAUGGCGUGAAGCAGACUGAGGUUAGGCUGUGACAUGGCGUGAAGCAGACUGAGGCGUUAUUGUGAUGGGCUCAUGCUGUAACAUGGCAUGGAGCAGGCUGAGGCGUGGCUGUGACAUGGCAUGGAGCAGGCAGAGGCAUGGCUGUGACAUGGCAUGGAGCAGGCUGAGGUGUGGCUGUGACAUGGCAUGGAGCAGGCUGAGGCGUGGCUGUGACAUGGCAUGGAGCAGGCUGAGGCGUGGCUGUGACAUGGCAUGGAGCAGGCUGAGGCGUGUCUGUGACAUGGCAUGGAGCAGGCUGAAGCGUGGCUGUGACAUGGCAUGGAGCAGACUCAGGAUCCGGGGCAGAAGGUGGCGCAGGCUCGGCGACCAUGACGUGGGACCCUGGCUCGUCGACCGUGACGUGGGACCCUGGCUCGGCGACCGUGACGUGGGACCCUGGCUCGGCGGCCGUGACGUGGGACCCUGGCUCGGCGGCCGUGACGUGGGACACUGGCUCGGCGGCCGUGACGUGGGACCCUGGCUCGGCGGCCGUGACGUGGGACCCUGGCUCGUCGACCAUGAUGUGGGACGCUGGCUCGGCGGCCGUGACGUGGGACCCUGGCUCGGUGGCCGUGAUGUGGGACUCUGGCUCGUUAUCCACCUACCCCAAAGUGAACGGCCCACUUAUCAGUAGGGCAAGGUCGAUAUACUGAGUCAGGCUGUAGGUACACCAACCGUCAGGCAUCAGGGAGGAGACCGGCUCAUUCAGCCCAAAACUGAAACAGUCCCUAAAGGCAAUCUCAUUUAAGUCGACCCUGCAGGCCAGAGCGCAGAAGUCCUCUACUUAUUCCUCCAUGGGACGAUUCGCCUGACGUAAACGAAGUAGCUGAACUGCUAGGUUCAUUUUGCGGUCAGGUAUUCUGUAACGAUGCUGGCAAUGAUAGGCAGACGAUGACGAUGAAGUGAAGAACCCAGGUGCAGUUUAUUUACAUGAAGCAUGAAAACCAAAAAUGUGACUACAAAACAUAAACAUGAACUAAACUAGACUAGACUAGACUUGACUUGACUUGACUUCCAAACAACGUUACAUAAACACAAUACCUGACAAUGGACAAUUGCAAAGAUGAGGCUUAAAUACAUGGACAAGGGAGAAACAUGACAAUGAUAACCAAUGACAAGACAGAACUGAUAACAAGGUAACAAGACAAACCAAUGAAAGCAAGACACAUGAACAUGGAGGGAAACGUGCAAUCAAAUGACCAGGGGACCACAUGACAUGAAUGACAACUACUGGAUAUUCCAUGACUUUUCCAGGCCUGAAAAUCACACUUUUGCAGUUCUCUGAGAUGUGCAGGUUUUCCAUGGCCGUGGGAACCCAUUCAAUAUUAACUCAACAAUAAUAAACACAUGUCUACAUUUUUUACAUGUCUGUGAAUUCAUCAGAGAUCAGAAGGGAAGGCAGAGGGACACCUUUUGUUUACCAGUGAAUAUUUAUCCUGGUAGGGCCAAAUGAGGACACGAACAGUCUGACUCACAUAUACACACAUUGUGCCCCAUCCCUGAGAAUUUGUCACUGAGUCAUGUUGGAAAUCAGGACACUGCUAUAACUGAACU
This is a messenger RNA of Myxocyprinus asiaticus (Chinese sucker), 5301 nucleotides long. Its product is annotated as hyaluronidase-1-like. The record is from RefSeq and is a predicted model, not a curated record. Gene Ontology annotation, biological process: carbohydrate metabolic process; hyaluronan catabolic process. Gene Ontology annotation, molecular function: hyalurononglucosaminidase activity. Bases 224 to 1765 code for a protein of 513 amino acids. Lineage: Eukaryota; Metazoa; Chordata; Actinopteri; Cypriniformes; Catostomidae. The transcript is spliced from 5 exons.